CAUCCUCAGCCACAGAGAGAUAAAAGAGAUAAGAAUAAUUAUACGCAGAUUGAAGAAACCAUGGAGAGAAAGCCUUUUGAGGUUGAGACAACGGAGGAUCACAAACCCUACUCCGCCGUCGAUGGCGGUGGUUCUGACUCGGUCGAUUCAUUUGAUGACGAGCAGGAAAAGCUCGUGUAUAGAGGAUGGAAAGUCAUGCCUUUUAUCAUUGGUAAUGAGACAUUUGAGAAGCUUGGGAUCAUUGGGACAUUAUCAAACCUUCUCAUCUACCUAACUCAAGUAUUCAACCUCAAGAAAUACACAGCUGCAACCAUCAUCAAUGCCUUUAGUGGUACUAUCAACUUCGGCACUUUCCUCGCUGCUUUUCUCUGCGACACUUACUUUGGUCGCUACAAGACUCUCAGUGUUGCUGUCAUCGCUUGUUUUCUGGGAUCGCUUGCGAUACUACUCACGGCUGCAGUUCCGGGGCUGCACCCGACCCCUUGUGGAACAAAGAGUUCAUGCGAAGGGCCUAGUUUGGGCCAAAUUGCGUUUCUUGGGUUGGGUUUAUUACUUCUUGUGGUCGGUGCUGGUGGUAUCAGGCCGUGUAACUUAGCUUUCGGUGCUGAUCAGUUCAACCCCAAAUCCGAAUCUGGAAAGAAAGGAAUCAACAGUUUCUUCAACUGGUAUUUCUUCACUUUCACGUUCGCGCAGAUGAUUUCGCUCACGUUAGUUGUGUAUAUCCAGUCCAAUGUGAGCUGGACCAUAGGUUUGAGUAUCCCUGUUGGUCUAAUGUUCUUGGCUUGCGUGAUUUUCUUCGCUGGACAUAAACUUUAUGUGAAAGUGAAAGCCUCGGGUAGUCCCUUGGCUGGUAUAGCUCGUGUUAUAGCUGCAGCGAUCGCGAAACGAGGAUUGAAGCCGGUUAAGCAGCCUUGGCUUGAUCUUUACAAUCACAUUCCUCGUAACUAUGCUAACUUAAACCUUAAAUACACCGACCAGUUCAGGUUUCUAGACAAAGCAGCAAUAAUGGCCCCUGAGGACACGUUGAACUCUGAUGGGUCAGCUUCUGAUCCAUGGAAACUAUGUACGAUGCAGGAAGUGGAAGAAGUGAAGUGUAUUAUAAGAGUGAUUCCAAUCUGGUUUGCUUGCGCUAUAUACUCUCUAGCAAUAAGCAUUCAAGGGACUUAUCCUGUCUUCCAAGCGCAACAGAGCGACAGGAGAUUAGGCUCACGUGGCUUCAAGAUUCCAGCAGCCACCUAUGCAGUGUUCUUGAUGACUGGUAUGACGGUUUUCAUCAUAUUCUACGACCGUGUCCUUGUCCCAUCGCUUAAAAGAGUGACUGGUCUAGACACUGGUAUAACACUCUUGCAAAGAAUAGGAGCAGGAACCUUCUUUGCAGUGUUGAGUUUAUUGGUCUCCGGGUUCGUAGAAGAACGGAGAAGAAGCAUUGCGCUGACAAAACAGACUCUAGGGAUGGAGCCUCGGAUAGGAGAGAUCUCUUCAAUGUCAGCGAUGUGGCUGGUUCCGCAGCUGGUUCUUGCGGGGAUAGCAGAAGCUUUUGCAGCCAUUGGACAAAUGGAGUUUUACUACAAGCAGUUUCCUGAGAACAUGAGGAGCUUUGCUGGUUCUAUCUUCUAUGUCGGUGCAGGUGUUUCUAGUUACCUUGCUAGCUUCUUGAUCUCCACUGUUCAUCGGACAACUGAACAUUCACCUUCCGGGAACUGGUUAGAUGAGGAUCUGAACAAGGCGAAAUUGGAUUACUUCUAUUUCAUGCUCACGGGACUCAUGUUUCUUAACAUGGUUUACUUCUUGAUAGUGGCUAAGUUUUAUAGAUACAAAGGCAGUGACGAUAAAGGCAUCUCUGCUAUUGAGACCAAUGGAGAAGAGACCAAGCAGCCAGACAAGAACUCGGUCUAAACUGAUAUCUUUUCUUUUUUAAUUAUUUUCGGUCUUUUACUCCAGUCUUCUCUUUGUUGUUGUACUGUACUCCUUAGAUUCAAAUGAAUGAAUGUAAAGGUGAGUCUCCUGAAUACUUUAGUUAAUCUUAUUGGAAAACGAGUUUAAAUAAUGAACAAAAGUUU
Molecule: messenger RNA, 2060 nt
Organism: Eruca vesicaria subsp. sativa (arugula)
Lineage: Eukaryota; Viridiplantae; Streptophyta; Magnoliopsida; Brassicales; Brassicaceae
Source: the annotation of a GenBank genome assembly